UUGUCUGUUGGAUACGGGAAAUGCUGAGUUUGAAAUUUUGCGGAUUGCUCCGAUGAGUUACAAGCGGGAAAUUAUAAGGGGUUUGUUUACAUCUAACAGAGUAAGAUUUAAACACACAUUUAUAGCAUUCUUUCCCUUUAGCGCUUUUGCACUAUUUAUAUAUCAACCUUCACAGAUGCACAGAAGCCAACAUUAUGCCGGUGGUGACGAUUAUUUAUUACAUGUAUUUGUAAUUUCGAUUAAUGGGGCAUUUUCUCCAACAUAGGUACAUGCAUUCUUUCUGAGGUUAGAGAUGACUAAAGAAAAGGAUGAUAACUUGUCGAGGUCUACAAAAUGAUCUCCAUAAGCGUUGCAAGGGGUUUUUGAUAUCUGAUUCAUGUUAGUAGUUUCAGAGGUCUUUCAAUGUUUGAAUUACUUCUAUUUAAGUUGACUGUCAUCACUAAACCAAAAUUCUUCUUCCUUAAUUUGUUUUCUUUUCCUCAUCAGAUCAGGUUAGAUUGGUCCAUAAUUACUGAAUGGCAGACAGAUGGAUGGAGUGAUCAACUGACUUAUGGACCGACUGACUGACUGACUGAGUGCAGGACUGUUUGCAGUUUAACUGGCCAACUGACUGAAUGACUGACUGACUGACUAUCCAACUGACUGGCUGACUGACUGAAGAGAAAAUGAACAAAUGAAUAGAUGGACUGAUGGAUGAACAAGCUGACUUCCUAAGUAUCUGAGAGACUGACUUACUUACUGACUGAUUAACUUACUGACAGACUUACUAAUUUACUUACUAACUGACUUACCAACCUCCUGGCUGAAUCUUGUGGACUUUCCCAUUCAUUUCUUUGCUGAACCAGGUAAGAAAAACUAGUACUUGAGCCUUUAGUUGACCAGGUUCUGUACCUGACUAGGUCAUUGGGGCUCUUACUUGGUGUAGAAGACACAGUAUUCGUCACAGUAGAAUUUCAUCACAACUGGAAAUAAGAAAACAAUGAAAACAAUAGUGUGACAUAUACUGUGUCUUCUACGCCAAGUAAGAGCCAUCAUUGCAGUGCAUUCUUGGGGAGGAUUCUUUACUCUCACCCUACCUCUCUCUACCCAGGAGGACAAAUGGGUAGGGGCAAGCUGUCAGGAAAACCUGUUGCAAUGUGAGGAGUAUCCUGGGAUGGGCAAGCACUCCACCCAGUGGGGAUUAGCUGUACUUUCUGGUUGUUUUAUGCUUAGGGUAUGAGGACAAGUUACAGCCAGAUGAGUGACUUGGCUCAAUUGUAGGCUUUAACCUCAACCCACUUUUUUUUUUCUUUUUUUUUUUUCAUAAGAGAGUAAAGGUAUAGGGUGGGACCCAGAAGUCUUUAUAGUAUCAGCUAGUCUUAUUACUCCAUGUUACAGUUCUGGUUAUAUUAUGAAUCUAUACCUCAUGGAUCACUAUGAAUCUGGGCCAUACAUAUUCAAAUUGUCUGGAAAAUGUUGCUUUGAAAAGGUUUAUUCUAGGGGUUCACUACCAUUCUUUGGGGGAAGAAGGCUAUAAUUGUUGAGGUACUUAAGGAUUACAUCUGCCUUAGGAAUGAUCUAUUUUAAAAAUAAUGAAGAUGAAAAAUUUUCACAGUGAGCCACCCAAUUUGUUCUUUCAAAUUUCUUGGUAAGAAAUAUGUUUAUUUUUUUUUUGUUUGGGAGGUGGGGAGUUAGGGGUGAAUCUCCUGCAUAAAUUUUUCUUCCUUUAAGAAGAAGUUUGACGGGCGAAUCAUGCAGAUUUCAUUCUUAGCUGUCACUUAGCAAGUUUUAAAUCUUGUAUUUGCUCUUUCUGCUGUAGAUUUCUCAAUGCUCCAUCACUUGUGUUUAUUAUUGACAAGAACUAUAAACCAAAUAAACCAUGGUUAUACAAUGUAUGUGAUCUUUCUUUGUUUUUGUGUUUUGAAGGCCUACAACAGUCAAGCCUUACAUGAGUUUGGUUGUAUUGGCAUAGCAAUCUACAAGCUUCACUAUAAUUUUAACAGGUUAGAAAGUUCUACUUCCAACUUGCUCUAGAUCUCUUUUGUUAACCAAGGCUGAUUCUUGCAAAGCAUCAUCCAGCACAUAUUCGUUUUGAAUUUUUUCCUCGUGGCUUAAUUUAUUACACAGACAGAGAUGUUCAAAUUAACUGUGCGUGUCACUCAGCUUUGAAGGAGAAACAGGAAGUAAUGGUUGGGGUCUUUACCAUCACUUACAGCGUAGUUUAUCACUUCGUUAAAAGGGGAAUGCAUUACUAAAUAAUAAAUCUAUAUUCAAAUGGUGAAAUAUCCAUCUAUUAUGAGUUGGCCUUUGAUCAAAUCACGAAAUUUUCCUUCUGUUGUUGUAGUAUUUCAAAUUAACACCUAGAAAAUAGCGAAAGAGUCGCAAGUAUGGAAAACAUGAAACCGAAAGUUGACUUUCGGGCUAAACCCCGAUGCGUCAUUAGGAAAAAAUUUGUUUACAGAAGACAUUUCUCACUUGAUAAAGAUGAAAUAUGUUUUGGCAGAGAUCAAAAGUUAUUGCUUAGUCAGCGUUUCUGAAAAUUCUGUUAUUUUUGGGACCUUACACCAAGCGUGAAAUUAAAUUCAAUUCAAUUCAAGUGUCAACGGUCUCAUUGGAUAAUCGGCCAACAAAAAACGAUAAUUGCAGCAUAUUAUAAUAAUUUAUGGCCCGUGUAGUUACGUUUUAUAGGUUAAGCAAAGUAGAGCUCAUCAGAGCGGCAUUGAACGUCAUAGACACAAUAUCAGGGAAAUCUUUCAAGGAGGUUGUUUGAAAGACUUAGUCAUCAAUCAAAGGUAAAUUAUUUUACCCUUUUUUGUCAGAUCUCGCCAGCUUCCUAUUGAAGUAAGGGGCUUCUGGUCCAAUUCCAGUCGAUUAAGUGUUGAAUUUCCGACAAACUUGUGCCAUGAUUUUCAACUUGCGUUUUCUUUGUCUAAGAUAGCAAAAUUAGGUCGUAGUUUUGGUUUAUUUACAUUCAGAUUUCUCAAAAGUCGAUAUCAUUACCAGAACUGUCGCUGGAACCGUAAAAUUCUGCGAUACGACUUCGGAAUUAGCAAUCUUGCAUUGUUAAUGCUUUCGCGAGGGAACUAAAAAAGCGAAAGGAUAAAAACGUUAUUUGUAAACCAAGAAAGUGAGGGAAAAAGUAACCAAGAGGAGAAGAUAUUAUUUAGGUGAACGUGAUUUCUCUCUUUUGGUCUAAGCAUUUUCAAAAGUGGAAGUUUUCAUUUUCGCUCGAAAUUGCAGUCGAGAGUAUAAUCGAAAUAGAUAAUUUUUUUCAGCGUUUUCGACCGGUCUUCUUUUUGGCGAUAACUAAUGAUAGGGCGAUACAUUAAUAAGCCAGUGUGUUUUAUUAUACGUUUAAUGCAUUUAACGUUAAUUUUUUGGUGGUUAGUCGAACACGCACUUUGAAAAUAUUAUCUAUUUUUAGUAUUGUUUACAUGUAUGUCAUAAAUUUCGCGGGGAUUCCCCUUGGUUAUGUUAUUUGCGUCGAUUUAAAUCAUGCGUGCAGCUUGUCAAAACAAUCAUUGCUAAAAUUAUCGAAAAUCCAUAUCAGUUACAAACAAUGGAAAAGUAUGACUGAAAAUUUCACACUUCCUGCUAAACAAAAAGUAAAUUUCGUGAUUGCGUGAUCUCGAAAUUUUGAUUUUCCUUUACACAGCACUUUCAGUUUCAAUUUCAACGCAUGUAUUUCGAUCAGUCGUCAUUGUUAUGUUAUUCUUUGGGAUCCAAAUAAACUGACAAUUAAUCCCUUACCCUUAGAAGCUCCCUAACUCUUUUUAGCGUUCCUGAGUGGUCUAAAUUAGAUCGAUAAUACUAGGAUGAUUACUUAGGUGGACGUUUCUUCUAAAGCUUUUUCUCGCACAUUCAGCUGUCAUUUGUAAUUGUGUUGUCUCACACAUUUUUGAUUCAGCGGCGAUUCAGUGCGGUUAUCCCGGACUCUCUGAGUCCUGAAGUCUACUAAAAUAGCUCUCAAGCACAUGAUGUCAUAUACAAAAGAGCUUCGUUUGCACUUUCGGUUUCAAUUUUCCUUUGUUUUAAAUAUAAAAGUCUUUAGGUCUAAAUCGUCACAUCCAUUUUCGAAAGAGAACAACUUUGUUAAACUAGAAGCCUUGUUGGUGCCCUCGUGAAGUCGAAACAGUCGGUCUGGCGCGAGUUGUGCUGUAUUUUCGAACGCUGCCUCAGGGUAAGUUUGAAUGCAAAAUGCAAACGAUAGAGGAUUUAUAAUCCUUGAGAUGAGGCUCAUACGUCAGUUUGUUAUUGCACGCGAACUGAUUUUUAACUGAUCUUUUCACCUUCGUUGCCAAAAAAUUAAUGAACGUAUCCCAAGCUGCCUUCAAGUCACUAAAUUAGUGAUGAAGGAAUAUGAAUGAAGAAUUUAGAUCAGACAAAUGAGCAAGAACAAAAUUUUGCUCCUUUAACAGUAUUAUGCUAAGCUAUUCAUCGGAACUGUGAUUUUGGGGGUAAUACUUCUGGAAUAAACAGCAAUAUUACAUGUUGAUGCUUUCAUUUGAAUCCUACAGUGACGAUAAUUCUGAAUCCAGUAUGAUAUCUCAUCUUCACAAAAGUCUAAAUGAGCAAUCUUUUCUAAACUGACCUAACUUCGUUUAAGAAAGACGUCACUUAACAUGAUCAUAACUUGUCGUAAUGGUAUUGCGGGAUAUUUCCAUUUGUCUGGGUCGUAUUUGUUGGCCGAAAAAUAAAAUUCCUUUCGAAGGCUAACAGCACGACGAAAAUCACCUUCGGGUAAACUAAGCAGAAUUACCAACAUUCUUUAAUUAAAUUAUAGAGACAAAAAACCAACAUGAGCCUUGUACCUAUUCCUUGAUCCUAUUAGUAAGCAUUCAGUUUUUCUCUGAUGAUCCCCAAUCCCACCCCUGUAAGUGCUAAAGCUGACUGAUAUCCCUUCCCUUGAGAGUUUCGCUCUUUCAUACUAUCACAUAUCCCCUCAAAAUAAAUAAAAAAGGAAAAGAUGAAAAAUCCUCUGGCAGCUUUGGAGGGGUAAGGAAGCCCUCCACUCUCUUCUAAAUCUGGAUCAAACUAUCCUUUCUGUGUCUUAAUUUCAGAUUUUUCCGUAGGUAAAGGAAGAAAAAUGUGGAGACAUCUGCUCACGGAAACUGUGCCGCUUUUGACAGGGCCGUGUCGGACAGCUGGUGUUUCAACGCUAUCGCGACAUACGGUAAGUUCAGAAACAAGCACAUGUCCAGAAUUCAUAAGUUUUGAAAACUCACCGUCCUUCUUGGGUCCUGAAAAAAUCGCGCUGGGAAGCAUGAGUGGGGCGGGGGGAGGGGAAGCAUGGGUGGGGCGGGGGAAGGGGGAGCAUGAGUGGGGGGGGAGGAGGAAGCAAAAUGUCCAGCGUGAAAUUAUUAUACUGAUUCUCUGACGCAACCGCGGCAGUUGUAAUCUACACCUGGGAACAUGACACAGGAAUGAAGUGAUAUUAUCUAUGCUUUUCGAAAAUCAACCAAGUUCAUGAUAUCUGGCGUAAAAUUACCGUGAAUCAUAGAAACAAGUCCACCGCCAGGGACGUGACCUGAGUUCGAGAUUUACAGGAUAAAAUUUACAAUCAUAUACUAAAUCGAAAUGCACAGCUUGCGAAGUCACUAACAUUCUAAACAUAGAGAGUAAAAGAAGAGUAACCUUUUAAAGGAGUAACGCCGUAGAGGAGGGGCAGGAUGGGUUAUACUGAGGGACUAGUCAUUUUGCAUUGGGGGGGGUCGGAGGAUUUUGAUUGUGUCGCAAUAAAUUUUAUCAAACCCCUCCCUAAGGCUCUGUAGUAUUCUUAUGACCACCCUCUCACUAACAAUUGAUUUUCUAUGGUUCCCACUUUUAUAUUCUGUUAGCGACGACCGACCCCUCCGACGAAAUCCAUUUGAUCCCCCAAAGUUCUCCGACCGCCCCCCCCCCCUUUUAUUUAUUUCUUUUUAGGCGACUAAAAAAAUUACUGUACCUUGGUUGCAUCACAGAAUUUCACGCCCAGGGAUGUGUCCUCCUUUAAUGAUCUUUACUUGAUAACUUUUUUUUUUUCAGAACUUUGCUGGUCAUCAUAACAACCUGACACUUGGCGCUAAGCAGAGUUCCUUCGUGAAAAUAAUUAAGUCAUUGUGGCACCGUGCAUUUUCUUCCGCAAGCGGUGAGUAUACCUGUUCAACUGAUUCCGUCGAGUUAUUUUGCAGUUACUCCCAUUAUUCUUAAUGUACUUAAUAUUCCACAGGUGACUUGAGUGGAAUCUGGUACAACCAGUUUGGUUCAAAGAUGCAAAUCAUCCUUCUGGAAAACGGAGAGUUGAUAGGAUUUUACGUCAACUGUACACCUGGUUCUAAAGCUGCCAGAGAAAAAUUGACUGGUUUUGUGGGAAAAGACGAACACGCUUCUCGAUUUGGCUUUACCGUCGACUUUCAGGUAAGUAAGGAAAAAUUACAUUGUUUUGCAGGAGUUUUACUGGUCAUGGUUAAACUUUGUAACCUCCUGGUUAUCGUGCUGGACUCUUGUUUGAGAAUUUUUUGUUCUGUGUCAGUGACUAAGAUACUUGACCCUCACAGUGCCUCUGCCAUCCUAGGAGAAUACAGUGGUACUAAAGAACUGUCUAAGAAGAUUAAGUAAAUGUUUGAGUGGGAAAGGGAGGAGACCAGCGAUGAACUUACACUCUUUUAGGAAGAGUAGAAAUAUUCCUGGUCGGUAUGAAACCGGGAUAAACUCCCACAGAAUGGACACUGAGCUUGUGUGCAGAUUAGAACCUUUUUGCCUUUUUAAUAGCGGAGCUCGCAGAGCGUAGCCCCAUAAUUAUACAAAAUAGUAGUAGUAACCCAUCAAGCCGAAAAAAUUUGUAUGUACGACCGUACGACCGUACAAGGUGCUACUUUUGACAUACGUGGUCAACUCUACCGCGGGCACGCCAACGCCACGGCUUUGUCCAGUAGUCCAGUGGUCAGUGCACUGGGCUCCGAGUCGGACGACCCGGGUUCUAGUCCUGGCCGGGGCAAGGCGUUGUGCCCUUGAGACGUGCGGGAAAAAAAAUGCGAGCUCCGCUUUUAGGCUUGGCUAAAUCUAUAUAUUACUUGGUCCGAACAGCAUUGAGGAGCGGAAGUAAAUUUCUGAACACUGCAUUUCUCCCCACCAACAAUCUGCUAGAGAAACCUGGCAGAUAAAAUUUAAACAUGAGAUGCAACUGAAACUUAAGUGUGAGUUACUACUGAAUAAACCUGGCUGACCUAGCGAACACAUGUAAUGUUAUUUUUCCGCCCAUGAUCGAAGGAAUAACGAGAAUUUGACGUUAAUAUCUCAUUAGUUUGACUAAGCGAGAGGUUAACACGUCAUGUUCAUGACCAGUGAAGUAAGAAUUGACUACAUUUUUAAAAAAAUUUUGCUGUGUAGAAUGGGCGGUAUACCACGACCUGGACCGGACGUUGCAUCAAAGAAGGAAGCGCCGAUGGUGAAGAAGUUCUGUUGACUAACUGGAUUAUGAACCCUAACCCGGAAGAUGGUGCGCAACACCUGGAAUCCAUUCAUGUCGGCCAGGAUCGCUUUACAAGGAAGCCUCAGACCCCUGAGAAGUUGCCGUCUUUUGACGAUUCGCAACCGGAGUCUAAGGGCUGGAUGCUAUCCUACUAAGCGUACCCUAUUUUAGUAGUGCUUCUCACUGGAUUGUGCACUCGGGUCCUCUCGCUUAACGCAGCUCAACUCCUUACAGGGCUCCUGUCUCACAGGGCUCCUGUCUCACAGAGCUCCUGUCUCACAGGGCUCUUGUCUCACAGGGCUCGAACUAGCUAAAAUGAUACAGCAGAACAGUUUCUUUAGACACGACACCCUCAGUGUUCACCACUCUUUUCGAUUUGUUGUAGUUAAUGUGGCAUGGUUCUUAAUCACCAAUUCCUCGUUCAUCAUUUAAAUUCUAGUUCUUGAAACAGUUUGGAGCAAUUCAGUGAGUGAAGUACAAAGUCAGGCAUGGGUAGCUUCAAAAGCAACGGCCAAUCCCGAAAACUGGGAAAUUACUCAGACAUUUUAACUGAAAACGCCUGUGUUAUUUGCUCAGAAAUAUACAUUGUACCUAGUUUUUAAACUAUUCUUAACGGCAUGUAUUCCAAAAAAAGCAUUUCGAACCCCCUUUGUGAGAAACUAGCCAUGGCUCUGGUAUCCAGCCUUGAUUAAUUCAAGUAAAUCAUCAGGAAAGUGGAUAUGUAUUGAAGGUUUCUGAGCCUGUGCUAUGUUAUAUGCCUUAAGAUUUUAUUUUACACGCUUAGAAAUAUUACCUAAGUGAAUGCGACGUAGGUAGGUUUGAAGCCGUAUGCCCGACGGCAUAUUCUUUCGGGCACCAAGUCCUCCAUUUGUGCAAAACUAACAGUAAGCUAGUUCCGACCAAAAUAUCCAGCCUUAACUCAUUCAAGCAAACAUGUGACCGUGUAAUGUUUCGGGCCAAAAAUUUUUGUUGUACAGUAGAUAGUUUUUUUAAAUUUAUUUUGAUAAGAUUUUUACCGGUAUAUUAUUUUUUGAUUUGACAUAUUUUUGCACUUUAAAGUUUUUUUCCAUCUCGUUGUGAAAUCAUGAGUUUCUUCAAUUAGUUUCAUUAAAUUAAUUAUAUUGACGUGCACUUAAAUAAAGUUGUUGUUAUACAGUCUCCUGUAAUGGUCGAUAUCAAUAACAGCCGCUCAUGAAGGGUAAAAUUUUACACUGACACGGGGUCCUCUUGGACCACUGUUUUUCCGGGGGG
Pocillopora meandrina is the source of this 8680-nucleotide messenger RNA. NCBI's taxonomy places the organism in Eukaryota, Metazoa, Cnidaria, Anthozoa, Scleractinia, Pocilloporidae. The record is from the annotation of a GenBank genome assembly.